Centropristis striata (black sea bass) is the source of this 2011-nucleotide messenger RNA. Its product is annotated as inward rectifier potassium channel 2-like. Bases 1 to 1317 code for a protein of 438 amino acids. Gene Ontology annotation, molecular function: inward rectifier potassium channel activity. NCBI's taxonomy places the organism in Eukaryota, Metazoa, Chordata, Actinopteri, Perciformes, Serranidae. The transcript has a single exon. Gene Ontology annotation, biological process: regulation of monoatomic ion transmembrane transport; potassium ion import across plasma membrane. The record is from RefSeq and is a predicted model, not a curated record. Gene Ontology annotation, cellular component: plasma membrane.
AUGGGGAGUGUGCGAAGCCACCGUUACAGCAUUGUUUCCUCGGAGGAAGACGGCAUGAAGCUGGCCACCAUUGCCGCCCCCAAUGGCUACGGUAACGGCAAUGUCAACAAGGUGCACACAGAGCACCAACAUCAGAGCCGCUUCGUCAGGAAGGAUGGCCACUGCAAUGUGCAGUUUAUCAAUAUGAGUGAGAAAGGCCAGCGGUACCUGGCAGAUAUCUUCACCACCUGCGUGGACAUCCGCUGGCGCUGGAUGCUGCUCAUAUUCUGCCUUUCUUUCCUUCUUUCCUGGUUGUUUUUUGGCUUCGUCUUCUGGGUAGUGGCUCUUUCGUACGGGGACUUAGAGAAUGAGACUCAGAUGUGUGUUUCCAAUGUGGACAGCUUCACCGCUGCCUUCUUGUUCUCAGUGGAGACUCAAACCACCAUUGGCUAUGGUUAUCGCUAUGUGACGGAGGAGUGCCCUGUUGCCGUCUUCAUGGUCGUCUUCCAAAGCAUCGUGGGCUGCAUCAUUGAUGCUUUCAUCAUCGGUGCUGUCAUGGCCAAGAUGGCCAAGCCCAAAAAGAGGAAUGAGACCCUGGUGUUCAGCCAUUAUGCUACAGUGGCCAUGAGGGACGGUAAACUUUGCCUGAUGUGGCGAGUGGGGAACCUGAGGAAGAGUCACCUGGUGGAGGCCCAUGUGAGGGCCCAGCUUCUCCAGUCACGCACCACCGCAGAGGGAGAGUUCAUCCCUCUGGAUCAGCGAGACAUUGACGUCGGCUUCGAUAGCGGCAUUGACAGGAUCUUCCUGGUGUCUCCUAUCACCAUUGUGCAUGAGAUUGAUGAGGACAGCCCGUUCUACGAGAUGAGCAAACAGGAGCUGGAGACAUCAGAGUUUGAGAUCGUUGUCAUUCUGGAGGGCAUGGUGGAGGCAACAGCCAUGACCACUCAGUGCCGGAGCUCCUACGUGGCCAGCGAGAUCCUCUGGGGCUACCGCUUUGAGCCGGUGCUCUUUGAAGAAAAGAACUACUACAAAGUGGACUACUCUCGAUUCGACAACACGUACGAGGUGCCCAGCACACCCCACUGUAGCGCCAGGGAACUAGCCGAGCAGAAGUCCAACCCCUCCAGCUCGAGGAACUCCUUUUGCUACGAGAACGAGGUGGCUCUGGAAAAAGUCGAGAUGGAGGAGGAGUUUGAGGAGGAGGAAAACAGGGAGGUGAGGGGUGUUGAGGUCAGCGCUCUGGAGGACACAAACACAGGUGUGGUGUCAGACUCUGAAUGCAAUCUGGACUCUUUGCCUUUAGAAUCAAGGCCUUUGACGGCAGAAUCAGAAAUAUGACUGCGAGAAUAAAAAAGGUUUAAAAAACUACCACAGGGUAUGUUCAAAUUAGCUGUUGUUUAUAAUGCAUGACAGUUUGUAAAAGACUGUGAUUUGAGUAUGAAGUUCCCUAUGCAGAAGCUCACGCACAAGACACCACAGGAAUCCAGACAUGUUUUAUUGUUAAUGGUGAAAGUGGUGAUGAAUGAACUGGCUGCAUGGAACUUGAGGGAUAAAAUAGGUUGGAUGCCUUCACUAACACUGUGCAGUCUGCCUAUAUUUUAGCCAUUUGGGUUCAGAAAAUUAGUAUGUUUGCUAAAAGGUUCUAAUUUAUUCAGUGCAUAUUCGCAGUUUGCACACUUAUUUUUCUGGCCUAAACGUCACAUAAAAUGGUGUCUAAAAUAAUGAAAUAUUUAUAAUUGAAAAGAGAUUAGUUUUCAAAUGCCAACCUAAAUUUAUAUAUUUCUAGUCAUUUUAUUCUCAAUAAUCUUGUUUUAAAGGCUACUAAAAACAUUUUGACCCGUUACACCAACUGAACAAAGGCUACUGUUUGUUAAUGAGCUGGUCUCUUAACACAAUAUAUUCACAGUCCUCUUCAGUGUGGUGGUCUUGGUGUUGCUCUCAUGGCGUGAUGCAGGGGGGAAAAAAGGAUGCCUCGUGCAGAUUAUGAGUACACUAUUCUCUUCAGCCCAUCAUCCUGUCUAAGUAUAGCAUC